AUGUCUCAUAAGAACUGUUUUGAGGCAUUGGAUAAAACACUCAAAGAUGUCAUGAGCAAACAAGAUGUUGCGAAUAAAAUCUUUGGUGGCAAAGUUGUUGUUUUUGGAGGAGAUUUUAGACAGAUACUUCCAGUUGUUCCAAGAGCGGGGUGUUCUGAUAUUGUCCAUGCAUCAAUAUGCUCAUCAUAUGUAUGGGACUAUUGUCAAUUUCUAACACUAACAAAAAAUAUGAGGCUGCAGCAGGGAAGAGAUAAUACAAGUUCAAAUGAAUUAGCUGAGUUUUUAAAAUUGAUCUUAAAUGUUGGGGAUUGUAAGAUAUGUGAACCAAAUGAUGGAUUGGUUGAGAUAGAGAUUCCUCGAGAAUUGUUGAUAUCCAAUUUUGAGGAUCCUAUAAAAGCUAUUGUUGAUAGCACAUAUCCCAAUUUUCGUGAUAAUUUUCAGGAUGUUGGUUACCUACAAGGAAAAGCUAUUCUUGCAUCAACCAUUGAAGUUGUGGAAAAAAUCAACCACUAUGUACUGGACAUGAUACCAGGUAAUAUAAUUUUAACUUUAAUCUAUAUAUAUGCACAUAACUUCCAACAACAAAUUUUUAUCAUGUUGGUUCUAUUAAUGUAUUAA
Messenger RNA from Vicia faba (fava bean), 618 nucleotides. NCBI's taxonomy places the organism in Eukaryota, Viridiplantae, Streptophyta, Magnoliopsida, Fabales, Fabaceae. The record is from the annotation of a GenBank genome assembly.